UCCUAUCCCCCCCUUGUCACCUUGUUCUGCAGCAGGAUACACUGGGUUUGCCGGGCAGUUUUCAAACCUAGUGUAUUUGCUGCAGAACAAGCCCUUUCCCCUUCAGCCAAUCACAGGCUUUACACCACUGCGGCCUGUGAUUGGCUGAAAAGUGAAAGGUCCUGUAAGAUGAAUAGAGCAGGGACCAGAGCGCACGGAGGGGAACGGCAUCUGCAGGGACCGGGAUUAGAAGACUCAUCUACAGCUAUCUUAUUUGUGUUUAUUGUUGACUACUCUACAGAACAGCUAUACAGAAGACUCAUCAACAGCUCUUUUCUUUUGCUUUAUUGUCUACUACUUAUCAGAGCCGCUUUUCAGAAAAUGCCGGGCUGCAUUGUCAACGGUUGCAAGUCAAGGAGCGUAAAAGGCGACCAUAAUAUCAUCAUGCAUUCCUUCCCAAGAGAGAGGGAUCGUAUCAUGGCAUGGCUAUUGGCUACAGAUCAAGAGUUUCCCAAAAUUGAUGAACUGGUUGACCACAUUCAUCUCUCUAAAACGAACAAUUAUCGGCUCUGCUCAGCCCAUUUUAAAACUACUGACUAUACCUUUAAUCCAAAUACAGGAAAACAGAGGCUCACCCCCUUUGCCGUUCCUAGUAUUUUCCCUACACGGGAUAUACAAGUUCAAGCUGCCGAGGCAGUUGAGGCUGAAAUCCUGAAUCCUCAAAAGAGGAAAAGAUUGGAUGAAGACGUAGCUUCAACCAAUGGUUUAAAGCCAGGGGAAAUGUGCCCAACCUGCCGAAAUAUUGUACCUCAUGUUAACCCAACUGAAACGGAGCCACAAGCCUCAGAGAUAACGAAAAAGGAAGCAGCAACUAUAUUUGACAGGAAUUGGGGAACCGGAAAUCAGUGUAUACAAGUAAAACCUACAACUUUCUCUAUAAAAAUACAAUGCAGAAGACUGGUUAGAAAAAAAAUCUUGAGAAAAAAAAAAUCAAGACAAAGCUUGGUAUUUGGAAACCUGCCUUCGGAGCCAUUGCAAGGUGCCAGUGUAAUAUUUUCGACUCCGAAAAAAAAUAUAGGACCAACUGGAUCAGCAACUCUUAACAGUGUACCUGAGUUUCAAGAAAGUUGUAGAGCUAGACACGAACUACUACCUGCCACGCUUUUAUCCAAAUUGACAAUUUGACCCU
Messenger RNA from Hyla sarda, 1168 nucleotides. RefSeq lists its product as uncharacterized. The coding region runs from base 169 to 1164 and encodes 331 amino acids. Lineage: Eukaryota; Metazoa; Chordata; Amphibia; Anura; Hylidae. The transcript is spliced from 4 exons. The record is from RefSeq and is a predicted model, not a curated record. Gene Ontology annotation, molecular function: sequence-specific DNA binding.